This is a messenger RNA of Dissoconium aciculare CBS 342.82, 615 nucleotides long. RefSeq lists its product as uncharacterized. The record is from RefSeq and is a predicted model, not a curated record. NCBI's taxonomy places the organism in Eukaryota, Fungi, Ascomycota, Dothideomycetes, Mycosphaerellales, Dissoconiaceae. The coding region runs from base 1 to 615 and encodes 204 amino acids. The transcript is spliced from 2 exons.
AUGGAAACCGACGUCGAAUUCUUUUCCGAAUUAAAGAAAGCAUACCUUGGGAAUCGAGGCAUACUAAGAACGUGCUUUUCUAUGUGGCGUUAUGAUCAUUGCGAGUUUUUCCGUUUCCACAAGUACGGCAUCGAUCAGAGCGAACCGGUUCGUGUCGAUUUUCCACUAGAUGCGGAUCUCACUUACGACUUCACUCCACGUCCGAUCGAUUUCCGACCCCCUAGCGGACCGAUACCAAAAUCACAAUUCCAUGCCCAUUUCUACAAUCCCCAUUCGAAUAACCGCACAUGGAGAUCAUUCUGUCUGGACAGGAUCGCUCCUGAGUUACUUAAGAACGAGCAUCUGAAAUCUCUCCCCAAGAGAAGGCAGGUAAUUGUCCAGGACAGCAAGCGCGAGAUUUUCUGGGGCAUAUAUGCGAGAGAAAAGAGAUGCUUCGGCUGGGUCCUGACAUAUGGGGUCGUAUGCAACUUUCCUGGACUACUUUUCUUUUUCCUAUGGAUAUUUGAGUGGCAACAUGCGUCUGAUCUCCAGAACGCAUCAGUGCCUGUACAGCUAUCGCUUUCACUGACGAUCUGCUAUGCAGCCCUCUUAUACGAGAGUAGGGAGAGGCUAUGA